CCCGCGACAAUACACUCCGAUUUUUUGCUCGGUCGUCAUUUGUUUUCAGUUUUGACAAAGUUUUGAAAGGCAGUUUUGACAUAUUGGUCAACAGACACAUACACAGACGCGCCAAUUCGCCAUAAGGCUCGCUGGAUGCUUGGGAGUGGAGUUUUGGAUUUUAUGGAUUCGUGCAAUAUGUGUGAGAUAAAAAGGAAGUACUAAAGGUGGUUUUGUUGAGUCAGAGGAGCUGGGAAAGUGAAGAAAUGUCAGAGAGGAAACAUGUACAUCUGGUGCACGGUGAUGUGAGUGGAUCCUGGUUCGGGAAUGGGCGAAAAAGGGAGUGUAAAUAAUUUUGCCCCUAGACUGCCGCCCACACACCCGGUGGCUCCUGUCCUUUGCGCAAAAUCGCACUCGCCAAAAAAGAGCUCGUGAAUUUUCCAACUCGCCUUCCUAUUAGACCCGUGAAACGGUUCACUACUCUCCUCGAGUUCUUGUUGCUUCCGGAUAAUUUGUUUAGCGUUUACCUUUGUGGACUUUUGGGCAGUCGUGAGCGAAAACAGAAGGGUACUUAGAGCCUGCAGAACUGUUGGGUCUACGAGCACGAACCUGGUCUGGGAAACACCCUUGGAAGCCGCGCUUUUGGUCGCAAGUGUGAAAUUUAAGAUUGAUGCGUGACUGCUGCUGUUGUAGGAGUCGCUCUGAUUCUAUUACCGGAUCUUGUAAUGCUCAGCUCCCCUUCGUAGUUUCCUCGAUAGUAUAGUGAUCAGUACCCAGUGCGUGUUUCACGUCGUGUUAAUAAUUUGGUUUUCGCGGUCGACAGCGCUGUCAUUGCAUGAGCCCAGUGGCUAUCGCUGCGGCAGUAUUGCUUCCACGGCGAGACUAGUUCAGCAUCACUCGCUGCAUCUCUAUUUCCUUCCUUCCAUCGUCGCAUCAUCAGUCUCGUUCGUGUUUCGCGUUUUUUCUGCCUCAUUUUAUUCUUUCCUCAAGUGUGGACCAUUUGUGUGCUUGUUUUCCUUUGAAUGCAUCUCCCCAAGUACACGACGCCGUGCCCCCUUCCCGCCAGUGAAACCGCAAAACUCCCGGUUUAAUUGUUUUUCGUUAAAAUAUGUGAAGUCAUAAAAAAAAUUGAGAAAUUUCCCAAGUGGAUAUCCAGUAGAAAUUUUCUUAUUUGUGUGAAGUGAAGAGAAAGAGGAGUGGAGAGUGGAAUAAGCUUUAAAGUGUAAUGGAUUUUUACUCCAAGUAAGGAGAGUAGGUUGCAUGUGUGCGAUAUGUGCUAAUCAACUCAAAAAAGGAUUAUUGCAAAGCGGAAAUCUGAAAAGGAUUAUUAUUUACAGAUGGAAACAUGGGAGCUAAAAAGCUACUCGUCACGUCUUCGAAGCAACCACGGCCGCUUGGCAAGGCAAUGGGUAGAAACCGAGCUUCAGAUGGUUCAUUCACUGCCAAAAUUGGAACUACGAAAAACACUGCCCCAAAAGGAAGAACUGCAACUCCCGUUAAGCAGUUGGAUAAGGCUGGUCAAACUGCAACACAAACUAAGAAAGAUAAAGAAGACCCCAGCAAGUCCCCCGCUCAAAAGCCCGCACAGGUACAAAAGGCGGUGGCAUCGGCCAAACCCCAAACAAAAAAAUCCAACUCUCAAUCAACCGAAGUGCGUAGUGCAUCUCCGAAGAAGUCUCCCGUUCGACAUAGACCAACCGAUGACAAAUCUAAAGCUAUAAGUAAAGUUAUAAAAAGUUUAGAUAUAAAAAUUAGCGGAUUUAAAACUAUUAUUGCCGAAGAACAGAAAGCCGAAUGCAAAGCGUCAAUUUCGGAAAUUGUAAAAACGAAGUCGAGAGCGGCUUCAGCGAAAAUCAGUCCCGGACCGUUGGGGAAGCCAGUGAAGAAACAUGAUGAUCCUACGCCGGUGAAAAAAGCAAAGAUAACUAGUAGUCUUCCUCGUUCAGACAAACCAAAAGUGGUAGAUACCAAAGAUACAAAGCAUCUGACGGAAGAUCAGAAAACCGAAAAGAAAAGCUCUAAGAGUAAAGAUUCGAAGGAAGAAGGAAGCAGUGUUAGUUCCAGUGAAAAUUCUAGCAACGAAGAUCAUUCGAGGAAAAGUGAAAACGUCGCAAAUGUAUCUCAAGCCCUGAAAUCUUCGGAAGACAAAUCAGAAAAAUUGAAAGUAGCCAAGGAGGGAAAUAAGAAUAAAAGUGUCGAUGAGGGAGAAAAGAAGAAAACUAUUAAGAAAUCCACUAAGCCUUUUUCGAAGUUAUCUUCCGAAGCUGCAGAAAAGGAAAAAAAGAAGGAGAAGAAGGAAAGUAAACCAGUGGUGAAGAAAGAGGAAACAGAACGAAGAACAGAUGAUAAUGAACUAAAAAAUAUUCAAGAGAACACAAGUGUUGAGAAAUUAAGCCCAACUUUCGAGGGAAAAUUGGAUAAUCGAUCAAUAAGCGAAAGUUCUUCUGAAUUAAGUAGUAAAGACGAUGUUGUUAGAAAUAGUCAGGUUUCAUCUAAUCAAAAGGAGGAAUCAUUAGGGAAACAGGACGCGGAACGACCAGCCAAACAAAAAGACGAAUUAAAUGCUGCGAAGGAGUUUGCUGCGAAGAAGAAUGAAGAAACUGUUCCCAGUAAAAAAGGAGCACAUGAAUCAAGUAAAAAGUGUGAAUUAUCCCUUACAAAACAAAACAAAAAUCCUAUCGACAAAACUAAGAGUGGAAAAACUCCCAACAAGCCUUUGGAAAAGAAGCAACCAAAGAAAACCAAAGAAGUGGCAAAACCGCGUUCUCAUAACAACGAGACUAAUAUUAACGAGGUAAAGGUCAGCAGCAGCGGUAAACCAGCGUCGAAAGCAUCCAAAUCGAAGGAAAAGUUGGAGAUAAAUAAAAAUUCGUUAAAUGAUGACACCAGUAAUUAUGGGAAAACUAUGACUCCUCAAAAAAGUCUUGCGGCGGAAUCCAUAGCUUUGAUUGAUUAUCCGGAAAAUUGUAAAGAGCUGGGAAUCGAUGAUAAAGAGUUAGUCGGAAGUACUAAUUCAAAUCAGAAAGAAUCCAAACAAAUUCCCGCCGAAGAACCGAAGAAGACGAAUGCACAACCAACGGAAAGCAACACUUCCAAAAAAUCACUUUCGGUGCGAGAACGUCUUCAGAAAAAGUAUGUGGGAAAUAAAACCACAACAUUUAAAGCUUUCAAAGCCAAGAAACAAAUCGCUUUACCUAGGAAAGGUGCGACGUCGCCAUCCAAGUCCCCAAAAAGAGAACAAAUGCGCAGUCCCAGUAAAAAGUCAGUAAAGAAAGGAGACGACAUUUAUGAUUUCAAAACGGAGUCGGAAAGUGACGAUAACAUAAAGAUGAAUCUCAUUAUCGAAACGUCAAUGCUCUCUAAACUUUCCAAAUUGGCCAAGGCCAAGGAGGAGGAUAAGAAAAAUGAAGAAGAGGAACCAGUGAAAGAACAAAAAGCGAUCGAGGAGAAGACUCCCGAGGUUCAGGAUAAUAAAAAGGAAAAUAUAGAAAAAGUUGAAUCGGUUGGGAAAGUGAACAAAGUUGAGGUAAAAGCGAAGAGUGAAAAUGAACCAAGACCCAAGUCAGAUACUAAAGUAGCAUCAAGUAAAGCCAAAGAAAAAGGAAAACCUAAAGUCGAGAAAGAUUUUUCUGAUGAAGACGAUCGACCUCUCCAACAAACGAAAAAACUGUUAGAAGAUGCAAAACUAGAGAGUGCAGAAAAUGAUCUUCGUAUUGAAGAAAAACCACUUCCACCUAAGAUCAAGGAUGAAAUCAAAACGGAUCCUAAAAAGUCAGGGAAGAACACAAAAGCAGUCAAGGCGAAAGCUGUUAAGAAACCGCCAGUAGUUAAGCGAAAGGCACGGAAUGAGUCCACAAAUAGCGAAGAGAGUGAGAACGACGAUAGCGAUGACACUUCUUCCUCAGAAAGUUGUCUUGCUUUCGGUCCUAAACGGCAUAGAAUGGCCUCACUGAAUGCCCUUGCAAAAGUCCAAUGUCUCUACGAAAAUGAAUCACGUACCGCCCACGAGCUGGGACUAUCGAAAAGCUCUCAAGCACCAAAAAUCCGAAUUAUUGCAUCAGGCACCAGCUCUGAUGAAGAAGAAAAUGCCGCUAAGAAGUUGAAAAAGGAAGAACCAAAAGAAGAGCCAAUCAUAGAGGAGAAAGAGGAAAGUUCUGCUCCCGAAGAAGAAAACAAACGAGAACUAAGAAACGCACCAGGUAUGCGAGGCAUGGGGAAACAUUGGGACUUCAAUGAUGCAUCGAGUUUCGAAAGUGGUCAUGAAAGUGACGUGACAUUCCGUCACGGAGACGACAAACCGAAAUCCAAGAAACGCAAAAUUGUUAAACCAAAACCUGCGGCUAAGGUAAAAGAGAAGGUGGACUCUGCCAAGGUAAAGAAAGCACCUGCCCCGAAAGUUGUUAAGAAAAAGCCUCGACCGCAAUCUUCUAAGGAGGUGUCCGAAUCCAGUGACGAAGAAGAAAGUGAUAAGAAUCAACAGAAGAAGCGAAAACGUGAGGACACUCCUGAAUUGAAAAUUAAUAUUACAUCGAAACGGAUGGCGAGUUUGAAUGCAAGUGCAAUAGUAGCGGCAACGUACGAAGUUGAAAGACACUUGGACCGCAAUUUGGAUUCCGAUUGUAGUAGUUUUGAGAGUCUUCCUGACGACGUGAAGGCCCAACCCGCUAAGAAAAGCAAAGAGCAAGCGGCGAAAGCAGACCCUAUUGAUGAACCCCCCAAGGAUAAUAGUCGUCCAACUUCAACUAGUGUUGUUAUAGUGCAGGACACCGACGUAACAAUCACGGGGGUCUAUGUAAAUUCCUCGACUGGUUCUAGCCAAGAAGCUUAUUGCAAAAUGCAAUAUCGAGUGCAGUCAAGUGUAACCGAAGAGAGAGUCCUUCGACCUAGUUCCAUCGAUCCACCGAAAUCGUAUACACCGUUGAGUGCUUUGUCAAGUAUGAGACCACCUGGCACCGAUGGGAGUCAGCCUGUUUCGCCAGAAGAUCUCUCGCCAACUCAAUCGCAACAAACAUUCCAACCGACAGUAGUUAACCAUGGCGAGCAACCGCCAGGCUCUGCUCCCCCGCACCCUCAGCAACAGCAGCAGCCAAAUGCACAUAUCUAUGCACCACACCAUCAUCAUCACUCGCAACCACCAUCACAAGCGCCAGGUCAAGAGCAAAUGCAUCACAUGCACCAUCAACAAUCACCACCUAAAUAUCAUCACAUGCAUCACCAUCACCAUCAACAACCGCCCCUGGCGCAGCCCAGAUGCGAAUCACCGCUACGCUAUCCACCCGGAGCAUAUCAAAAUGUCCAACCACCGAUGCCCCCACCACCGAAUUCCAUAUCGAUAUCCGGCGGAGGUUCUAGUGCCUUUUGUGCACCCUCCAUGCAACAAUCUCAUCAUGAUAUAAGCGGCUACUAUCAACCAGCUGGACCACUAAUAUCGCAACAUGUCCUACCACCUGUACCACCAACUAGCUCAUCGUUAGUGGCAUCGAGCAAGCAGAUUUCAUCACCUCUCGAUCCAGAACGAGAUCAUCAACUUUCCCAAAUAUCACAUCAAUCGUCAUCAUCAACCGAGAAUCCAGACAGCGAUGUGUUAAUCACGGGUGGUGAUCUGUCUCCAUUCCGAUAUCCAUCACAACAGUCUCAACAAGGACAACCACCACAAGCACAAGCAUUGUCGGCGCUUGCAUCAUCACAGCAACCAUCGCCGCAACAAAAUUCACCUUAUUCGCGGCAAAUACAUCCAAUGCAUUAUCCGCCAUAUCCGCCUAGCUAUUACAACCCCUAUGGGGGUGAUGCGAUGUGCUACCCCCCACCCUACCAACAUUAUUUCCCCAAAGUAUACCAAAGUGCACCAACAUAUCGACGAUAUACGUCUUACUAUCAACCAGGACCACCACCGCCUCCAAACGAUUUGUAUGAUCCUCCGCCACCACCGUCGAACGCUGCACAACCCCCACCACCGUCUGGAUCGCAGCUGGUCCCUGCAGGACACAGUGGGCCACAACAUAUUGAACAUUAUCCAGGACCACCUGGUUUUUAUACGGGCUAUAAUCCGGGUGGAGGAGAGUGUUAUCCGCCACGCGGUAUGCAACCGCCUUAUAUGGAGUAUCCAGCUCCGUGUCCAUGUCCAAUGCAAUCGUGUCCAAAAAACGUCCUUACUGGGCCUCUUAUUGGUAGCAACAGCAGCAACAGUGGCAGCAACAACAACAAUUUGAACAGCUCCACAAACAGCAACAGUGCAAACACUAUGAAUUCAGGCAGCACGAACAUCAACAGUAUUAGCAACAAUAACAGCAGUACCACGAACAAUAACAGCAGCCUUAAUAAUCAUAAUCAGCCGUUGAAAGCCAAUAAGGGCCCAGUGAGAAUCCCUUCCAAUCAUCUGAUAGGACAACACGACCAAGCAGUGCCACCACCAAGUACGAAUCUAGCAAAUGGUCAGCCAAUGUUGGGGAAACCCAUGCACCGGCAUCACCAUCAUCUCACUUGUAAAAUGGAACUGAUGGACCCGCUUAAAACAGAAAUGAAAUCAAACGUGAUCAGCAACUCGACUGAAACAAGGAAAACAGGCCAGUAUGAAGAAAACGUAGUCCCGCCAACGCCGCCUACAAUGUACACAGUCAAUGAUAAACUGACGGAACCUGAAGCAACUUUGAGUCCCGCUCGAGGCUCCACUGGCCCCCAAACAGUACCCGAGCAAAAUGAAGAUGCGGCAGCACAAACCAAGGGAAACGAAUCGAGUAAUCCAACCAAAUCUUCACAAUGUCUCAGUGCGGAAUGUGAAAAUACCAACUCGAAUUCAGCCCCGCUUAUAGGCCGGAAAGCACGCAUUGGAAAAUCGAUGGCCAGAGAAAUGAUGUACGGAGCGCAUACAGUAAAUACCCCUCACCAACAUACUCAAAUUUGCACCAGUCAUCCUUUUCCUCACCAUCAUCAGCAUCCGCUUUUACCUAGUCACAACUCCACGUCUGAUGCAGCAAAAGUUCCAGCUCCAGAAUCCAUGAAUGUAUCCAUUACGCCCAAUAUUAACAAAAUCAAAAAGGAGGAAAUCAAAUUGGAAGAAGAGGACGAUGUAGUUAUCCUGGAAGAAGAAGUAAAAGAAGUGAAAUCUGAACCAGAUGUCGUUGAAAUUCCCGAUAAAUCCUCAGAUGUAGAAGACAAUCGAGAAGAUAUAUCUGUGCCUCGUCUACAUGCGAAAAGGAUAAAAAUUCUAGAUAACAAAUCCUCUGGUAAAAAAUCCUCUCCCAAUGGAUACAAGAGCCUUAUAAAGCAAGCGGAACCAAAGUCAUAUCUUUGCUUGAGUGCAAUGAAGCGAGACAAGAAGAGCUACUUCCGAAAAUAUUCUAGGCUAGCAUCCCGAUCGGGAAUACGUAAACGCAAGCUGGUGCUCACUGAACAGCAGAAGAAACGCUUGUCAAUUCGCAAACGUAACCUUAUCAUGAUGGAGAAAAUGAAACAGCAGAAAAUGGAGAAUGCGGCCAGUACUGUAGCCAAAAAGUCUACACCAUCUCUCCGAGUAGAAGUUGUGAAGCAACAAGAAAAUAAUACCUCUCACAGGCUUGAAUUUGAAAAGCCUGAAUUGCCAGCUGAAUAUAUGAACGAGAAUCGAGGAUACUUUUCUGAACCUGAUAUCCGAUCAACCUCAUCACGCAAAACAAAGAAAACGCGGUCAACGGAAACCCGUUCCAAGUCUGAAACGAAAAAGUCAAAAUCUCAUAGGAAAGUUACUAAUCAUUCAACUAGCGCUUCUGUUAUGAAUGGAAACCUGUCUUCUGAUGAAACAAUGCCAAAGUUGCCUGAAAAUAUCAAUAAUUCAAAUAACUCAAUUAUUAGUCAAACUGAACGAGCGGCGAACGAGCAAAGGACUUCCAAAAAAUCAUCGCAUUCAAAGAAUUCAAAGAAGAAAUCCAAAUCUCAACAGUCGUCAAACGAGGAAGAGGGUAACGAUUGCAACAAUCAGACUACGACUGACUUUCCUCCUCGGCCUGUGGAUGCUUCCUCUUCUGCACCUGCUACUUCAAGAAUGGAUGUUGAUGAAAGGGUGACGGAUGAUAGCCUUAGUGAGCAGAACAACAACAAUAAAGCUGUAGAUUUCCCAGAAGAUAUACCAGCGGCAACGGUCACGCACUUCCGAACCACUCACUCUGGAAAACGAUCACGGGCGAGAGGUAGCCGUUUUAGUAAGAAACGGUCCAAAUAUCGACGCCUCCAAGAGGUGGACGAUUCAAUUAUCCCACGUAAAUUGAAUGCUGUGCCAAAAUGGAAUAAUGGAUGGUCAUGGCUUGGGGAACCGUUCCAGGCGAAGGUUUUCCUAAAUAGUGACGAUCCCUUGGUGAUAAGGACCUGCUACCCGUCUAUGCAACAUACAGAAGGUGAUAUAAUCCGACCGCGAGAUUGUGUUCUCCUGAAAGCAGGGAACAAGAAGAACGAACUGCCAUAUGUGGCUAAAGUUGCACACUUGUGGGAGAAUCCAGAAGAUGGUGAAAUGAUGAUGUCCUUGCUGUGGUACUACAGACCGGAGCAUACGGAGCAAGGACGACAGCCGAACGAUUGUUCCGAUGAAGUUUUCGCGUCGAGACAUCGGGAUCACAAUUCAGUUGCUUGCAUCGAGGAUAAAUGUUAUGUGCUAACAUUCAGUGAAUAUUGCAGACAUCGACGACGUGUUCGUGGGGCCGAAGAAGGAAUUGAAGAGGAACAUUCAGUUGUGCCUCUACUAAAAACAUCUAGCAAUAUUCCAAAAGUUCCGGUAACGACGAAUCCUGAACAAGUCAUGUUUUGCCAACGAGUCUAUGAGUUUCGAAUGAAACGUUUACUAAAAACACCUACAAACUAGUAGCUACUAAUAAGCGGUAACAAACAAAGUAAAAACAAAUACUAACAAAUAAUGAAGCAACUAAACAGACUAGGCAUAUGUGAAGUAGUGUUUUUUCUAAGCAGCAACAAUGUUGUCGUAGCAUGAAAUUAGAUGAUGCAAACUAAAUAAUUAUUAGGAAUGAAGAGAAAACAGGAAGUACCUAUAAUAGAGAUUAAAUAUUUAAAUAAAUUUACAAAAAAACAAAAUACAAACAAACCAAUUGGCUAGAGAUGAUCCGAAAGUAUCGUCUAGCUGUCUUUUUGUAACUACUUGACCCAAUGCAUUACACUUAAAAUACAUCACAUGAGUAGUCGUGGACCGUUUCCUUAUUUUACUGUAAGUGGAGAAAUCGAAGAUGAGGAGAAAACAUGAGAUUUAUUAGUAUUUAACUUUUAUUCCUUUGUAUGUAUGUCUGUUCAUAUGUAAAUGGUACAUAUAUUGUUUUUAAUAUUAUUUUAUUUGUUAAUUUAUUUCAUCAGCUUAUUCCGACUCUAGUUGUUGCAUUGAAUGUUAAACUCCAAGUUGAAACAUUUUCUAUUUAUUUUUUUAUUUCUUACGAUAUAGUUUGACUAUUGCAAAUUUAGUUCAAUUCAUGAGUACUAUUUGUCGGAAUUAUGAUGUCUUUGCAAACAGCUUUUUUGCAAUUCUAUAUUUUAAAAAAUGGCGAUGAUUUCCUAAAAUGUCCUACCCAAAAGCUAGAGAAAAACUGUCAUGUAAGGGUUAUCGUAGAAGUACCCAGCCUAAUAAGGAGAAUACCCAAAGUUUGGAAAAACGUAUCCCUCUUUUUCAAUCUAGUUUGUUUUAAGCUGGAUAUAUUUUCCCCAGUGAAGUCUAAUACUUUUAAUACGACAUUUCUAACGAGAGUUUCCAGGCUCGUCAACAUAGCCAUCAGACUCCGCAUUUGCGCACUCCAACUGAAUCAGUCCUUCCAUCUUUAAGCACUGUUUUGGCCCAUAGAAAUUCAAGCGUUCUUCUUCUAUGGCCUCCUGAAAUUUUCGUCCCCAUUUUUACCGGUCGUGCGGCCGCAUCCUUCAAUAUCGGAAACCGAGCAGUGUAUAACUUGUGUUGUUCACCGAGUCCUCCCAUCUGUUUCUUGAUUUUGAUUGUGAUGGUUUACCUUCUGCCUUGCUUUUGAGUAGCUACCUGGGGAUUCUCCUAAUGUUCAUAUGCUCUACAUGGCCUGCACACCAGAGCUUUUAAAUUUUAAUGAUUGUAUUUUAUUUGCCGUCCACCAUCGACUCUCAGUGGAUUCUCCUGAGGACUCGACCUUAGAGAACAUCGAUUUUUUACUCUGCGGCCUGGUAUCACUGACGAAAUACAGAACAGGCCCAAUCAAAGUUUUAUAUAUUACGAAUUUUGUUUAUCCUGUUUAUAUUUUAAUUUUUUAGAAUUGGCAGGGCGAGGUCAAAUGUUUUGCUGGCAAACAUGAUCUGCCUAUUGGUUUCGUAAAUUUCGUUGUUGUCCUUUAUGAGAGUUGUACCUAAGUAUAUAAAACUCUCAACUUGUUCGAAGUUGUAAUCGGUUGGUGUCGCGUUUUGUCCGGUUUAUUUUUAAUCCAACUUCAUUCGCUUCCUCGCCAAUCUUGAUUAGAGUCUCCUUCGCGCUCUGUCUUGAAGGUGCCCAAAUAUUUUUAUUAUCCAUAUCUGCCAUAAUUUAUACAGUGGUGUAGCAUCCGUUGACAUCUAUCAAAUUACAUACUGCAGAGCGAUAUUAAAUAAUAGUGCGGACACAUCAUUGCCUUAUUUUAAUCUGGAGUCGGUUUUGUACCUUUACUUAGGCGCUAGGCUGACCCAUUGUCAUUCUGAUGGGUCUAAUUAGUUUCACUGGCUAUAUUUUACGCCAGAUGUGUAUAUAAAUACAGUUUUCUAAGAAGCUUCUAUAUUUUCAACAGGCUUGAAAUAUCAACUGUUUCAGAUAGAUAGGCUAAGAAAUAGCCUUUCUUCAUCCAUUUUAAUAAAAUCCUGCCUCACCUACGCUAAAAUAUUUUUUUCACGGAUUGAAGGAUCCUAAGUCCGCAUCCACUUGAUGUCGCGCCGGACUAACUUACUCCCUCUUUUUUUGGUCCACGGACCCCCAAUUUGGGCUUAGCACCCAGGCUGCAAAAAACAAAAAGCGAAGACGGCUUUUCGGUUUCUUACCAAGGCAGAGGCAACUCGACAUCCCUCUCUCUGAUCAACAUGACCGAAGCCGUUCGCAGAUGUUAAACGCUCCAUUCUAUAAUUCAUAGAAUAUGACAUGGUUACCUGGUGUUCGCGCUGUAACUGUCUUCAUCAAUAAUAUAAUCGUCAGCAUUAGUGGCUUCUCCACUCACAAAAUUCCGAAAACAUUUUGUGCAGUACCGAUCAAUUGGUACUGUCGUAUUCCUAUUUGAAAUCAACGAAAACUUCAUGGAUAUGGACGCUAUAUUCCGGAAAUUUCUCCAGUAUUUGUUUCACUGAGAAUAUUCAUCAUGGUAUUUGCCAACAAUAUUUUUUAGAGGGAUUCGAGCCUUCUUUCGAUUCGUGAUAUUUAGACGAAUAACGAUACCCCUCUAUAGUUCUCCCAGUAUAGUUAGCCACGCAAAUCUCCCUACAUAGUUUCAUCAAAUUAAAUAGUGUUUAUGAGCUCAGGAAUCUCGGUCGCCAUCUCCACACUUCUUGCCUUUAGAAGUUCAGCAGAUAUUCAAUUCACACCCGGUGCUUUGUUGUUGCCCAGCGUUUUUAGGGUCUCGUUGCCUUCUUUCGGUGUAGAUUAUGGGACAUGUGCCUGUACGGCAUUUGCUCCUUCAAUGUAUGGAUAUUGAAUUGACCCCAUGGAUAUUGGAUAUUGAAUUGACCCCAUCGAUUUUUUAUUUGCUCUAUGUCACCGAUAAGAUUCCUCACAAAAUAUAGUUCUAGACUGGACUCCUACUGUCAUUGCCUCUUAAAGUUUUCGCUUGAUCUGCAGAGGUCGUAAUUGAAAUGCUUUUGUUUCUUCUUUGUAGAGAAGAGUGGAUGUCUUAAUUUAAAGUAUUUAUCUCGUUUGGCUCUUGUGGGUCUCUCCUGAUAUUGUUUAUAUGCAGCGUUUUUCUCAUCGACUCGAUACGUUCCUUUUCCACCAAGGUUCGUGCCCAAUGGGUUUCUCUACAGCCGUCUUUACUGCGUCUUUGAACUGGCUCCAUUUCACAUCAAUGCUAUUGGCGUCCUGGUAUCGGUUCAAUGUCUGCAGGAUUUGUUUUUCUAAUGCGCCAACAUAUUUCGAUGGUAUUUCUUCAUUCUGGAGUUUUUUCAGUAUUGAACGCGAUAGCUGGGUGAGUCUGCUACUCCCAUUAUUGGCUAUCCGGUAUAGAUAUCUUGUUCUGAUAAGAUAAUGGUCAAUAUGGCAAUUUGCUCCCCGGUAUAAACAUUCGUCUCAUUUGACGAGGCCCAUAUUCUCUUGUGAAUUCUGUGAUGAAGGAGACAAGUCCACGAGAUUGCCAUGUUUUUAGCACAAGCAAAUUCUUUGAACCUACUUUCGUUCUCGUUAGUUAUAUCGUACAGACCAUGGCCUCCAGUAGUUCCACGGAGGACCAGAUCUUUCUGUCAUUUGAGGACAGUGAAUCAAAUACUGACUCGAGGCGACUAUAGAAUUUUACUGAGCCGUCCUUGGCUUCCGUAGGAGCAUAUUCAUUGAUAAGCUAAACAUUGAAAAAUCUAGUUUUCUCUCAAAGCGCACCAAUUCUUUCGUUUUUUGGUUUGUGGACGGCAAAAUCUAUACCAUAUUCACGAGUUCUAGACUUCUUUCCAUUUUUAAAAGUAAUGUCCGCUCGAAAGCCAGUUACCUUAGUGACUAAUAAUUUUGUUUACUGGGUCGCUAAGACAUCUCUGUACUUUUCGACUUGUUCAAUGAGUGCUCGAAGAGCGCUAGUUCUGAACAGGCAAGGCACGUUCUAGAUUCUAAACGCAUAGUCCUUUUCCCGUUGCCGUAGUCAACGUUUUACUUCCAAUCCUACCCGAGGCUGACUUUUGGGCCCCAAGAGAAUAGCAUGCGUUGAACAGCCAACAGUCACUAUAAACAGGUUGUCAGUCAACAACCCCCAACUUGUAGGGCCAAUCGACUGAUAUGUUUUAUGGCGCAGAGAACUCAUCGUUCACCCUCUCCUGUCUGCUACUUUGCAUCACCCAAGGGAUACGAAUGUGGAGGUGACAGUAGGACUUGAUAGCAGGGCUGUAGGUAUUAAAUCAGCGUGUAUUAUCCAGGUAUUUGUUGAGGAUAGCCGUGCCGAAUCUAUAAACCUCCCAGUGAUAUAUACUACUUUUCAAUCCCUGAAGCGUUUCCAAACUUCACACUUAACAUCAUAAACAGUCAUCGAUAUGUCAGGUUGAGACUUUUUGGGACUACCCCGUAUAUAUUUUUCGGGAAAAAUCCGGAUAGAAUCGCAAGAAAUGUUCAGAACAUCUUAGAACUGAAGAGCAUGUACAGUAAAAGAAGCUUAAUAACAUUCUUAGAUAUUUAGUGAAGCAACAAUUCCCAAUCAUUUAGACAUUGAAGCAUGAGUCUACCUUUGAUUAGAAUCUAUUUGGUUUUGUCUUUAUUCAGGAACAUAUACCAUUUUAUUCUUAUUUAUUAUUAUUUUUAUUCUCAGUUACAGAGACCCAUUUGUCUCAGUUACAAAUUUAGUGCAUUCUAAUGUGAAUGAUAAAAUACUUGCAUUGGCAUCAGAAAUCUCCGAUAAAUAUAGCAAACCAUGAGACAAACAUUUCAUGAAUUGAAGGAGAAGAAAAAAACUUAAUAAUGGGAACAUUAAAAAACAAUACUAAAUGUAAAACACAAACACACGAAACACAUUUCAAUAUGAAUCUUUCGAAAAGAAUUUGCAUUGAAGACACAAACAAAAAUUGUUUAAAACUAAUAAGUAACCUGUACGAUGACAAGUAUUGUAAUAGAAUUAAAAACUGAUAAACACAAGCGACAACAAAAAUAAUAAGGAAAUAAAUUGAAAAUAACCAAAAGCACAGAAAGAUAAGAAUAACAAAUUUGAAAAAUUGAAAAAUGUAUGGUUACAACCGUUACAACUUAAUAGAAACAAACAAAAGUAAUGAGAAGAAGAAUAAUUCCGUAGAAAGUAUAUAAUAGCGAAAUAUUUAUAUUUGUAAAAUAUAUACAUACAUAUUAUAUAUAUUAUAGAUUUGUAGGA
This is a messenger RNA of Hermetia illucens (black soldier fly), 13961 nucleotides long. RefSeq names its product titin-like. The transcript has 8 exons. The coding region runs from base 1325 to 8806 and encodes 2493 amino acids. Lineage: Eukaryota; Metazoa; Arthropoda; Insecta; Diptera; Stratiomyidae. Gene Ontology annotation, molecular function: chromatin binding. The record is from RefSeq and is a predicted model, not a curated record.